Molecule: messenger RNA, 2252 nt
Organism: Neoarius graeffei (lesser salmon catfish)
Lineage: Eukaryota; Metazoa; Chordata; Actinopteri; Siluriformes; Ariidae
Gene: dusp1
Product: dual specificity phosphatase 1
Exons: 4
Coding region: 214-1317 (367 amino acids)
Biological process (GO): protein dephosphorylation; endoderm formation; negative regulation of p38MAPK cascade
Cellular component (GO): nucleus; cytoplasm
Molecular function (GO): MAP kinase tyrosine/serine/threonine phosphatase activity; protein tyrosine/threonine phosphatase activity
Source: RefSeq, a predicted model, not a curated record
CCGGAAACGUCAAGAACUUUUGAAGUAAAUUUAUCUUUUCCCUCGUUAACACGGAUUGCUGACGAGAGGCAUUUUUAAAGAUAACAUUCAAGAAUCGUCUUAGCGACCUAAACGAAAGACACAUAUUCUGUGUGCGGAUAUAUUAUUCUUCUUAUUAUUAGACUAGUAUUCUUUAAGUACUUAGAGCUGUCCCAUCCUGCGCGUCUUCCUAAUAUGGUCAUAAUGGAGGUUCCGAAUAUCGACUGUGGCUCUCUUCGAGCUCUUUUGGACGGAAGUGAGUCCGGGUGUCUUGUGUUGGACUGCCGGUCGUUCUUCUCCUUCAGCUCGUCUCACAUAUCCGGCUCCACUAACGUGCGCUUCAGCGCCAUAGUGCGCCGGAGAGCGCGAGGUGGACUCGGGCUGGAACACAUCGUCCCCAAUGAGGAGACCCGGAGCAGGCUGCUCUCCGGAGAGUACCGCACUGUGGUGCUGCUCGAUGACCGGAGCUUAGACUUGAGCCAGGUGAAGAAAGACGGGACUCUGAUGCUGGCCGUGAGCGCUCUGAGUCGUAACAACCCCCGAGGAGUGAACAUCUUCUUCCUGAAAGGUGGCUUUGAUACAUUUUCAUCCGAGUUCCCUGACAUGUGUACCAAAGCGCCCCUUCCACAGGGCCUGAGUUUGCCCCUGAGUGCCAACUGCCCUCCUGGUAGCCCCGGUUCAGGCUGUAACAGCUGCUCUACUCCUCUCUACGAUCAGGGUGGCCCAGUAGAAAUCCUUCCCUUUCUCUAUCUUGGAAGUGCCUACCAUGCUUCCCGGAAAGACAUGCUGGACAUGUUGGGCAUCACAGCGCUCAUAAAUGUUUCUGCCAACUGCCCCAAUCAUUUUGAGGACCAUUAUCAGUACAAGAGCAUUCCGGUUGAAGACAACCACAAAGCGGAUAUUAGUUCCUGGUUCAAUGAGGCGAUUGAAUUUAUUGACUCCGUGAGAAAUAAAGGUGGCCGUGUGUUCGUGCACUGCCAAGCGGGCAUCUCGCGCUCAGCCACCAUCUGUCUGGCCUACCUCAUGCGUACCAACCGUGUCAAGCUGGAAGAGGCUUUCGAGUUCGUCAAGCAGCGGCGCAGUGUCAUCUCACCCAACUUCAGCUUCAUGGGCCAGCUGCUGCAGUUCGAAUCGCAGGUGCUCGCCACAUCUACCUGCUCAUCGGAGGCAAGCAGCCCGGCACUCAGCAAGAGUGGCACCGUUUUCAACUUUCCUGUCCCCAUUCCUGUUCAUACUGGUCCCAGUCCACUGUCCUUCUUGUCCCAUCAUAGUCCCAUCACCCCUUCACCAACCUGCUGACAGGACUUCCUUGUUAUUCUAAGACUGUUGAAGGAGGGUUUCAGACAUGUAGGUCAUUUUUAAAUGUCUAGUAAUAGGUCACGAUGACGCUACUUGUCUCAAAGAUUAUAACACAACCAUUAGAUUCAAAACCACAUGCUGGCCUCAGGUCUUGUUGUUUCACAUGAUCACUGCAGUGGUUUUCAUUGCUGGAUAAUUAAAAUUGUGACUGUUACUCAACAGUAUUUCCAUGCAAUUCUGGAUAGGAGUAGAUGGCUGGUUCAGCCUUGUUCCUCCAGGCUGCCUUUGUUUUGAAAACACUCCUGUUGACUGAACUGAAGAGGUGGGCAUUGAUCAGAGUGUGAACGUGUGAUGUUUUUUUGGAGCUAUCGUGGGGCUCUUGAAUGUCUGUCUGCUGCAGUCACCGUAAUUUGAGCCUUGCAACUGAUAAUCAUUGGCCUUCUGUUUUAUGUGUCGGCACAGGAUAAAACACCCGGUGUUAUAGUUUUCUCAGGAAGAGUCAUCUUUAUUUCUUGACAUACACACAGUCUGAGGUGACUGCAAGUUGCCAGACUCUAAGGUGCUAAUCUGAGUGAAUGUCCCCUCUUUGUUUUUUCUCCUUUCCUGAACAGUGAAUGUAUUUAUAAUCUCUGGCUAGACUCAUUCUGCCUUAAGACAAUGGAAGUGAAACAUGUGGCUCUUUAAAGGGCCUCUGUGCUUUUCAGACCUUCAUCCAGCCUACCAAGACGUUUGUUUCCUUGUAAACAAACACAAAAUACCUCAUGUGUGUGUAAUGUUGGCAGUUCUGUAAGAUCUACAACCAGUACCAAUGGGAGUGACUUUCAGGAGACUGUAUUGAUAUGUCAUAUUUAUUUACUAAAUUAAUAUAUUUCAUAUUGUAUAUUUUUACAUCUUUGUGAUAUCUUUUGAUACUGACAAAUAAAAUGUUUUUUUUU